Xiphias gladius (swordfish) is the source of this 1035-nucleotide messenger RNA. RefSeq names its product retinal outer segment membrane protein 1a (gene rom1a). Gene Ontology annotation, biological process: visual perception. The transcript is spliced from 4 exons. NCBI's taxonomy places the organism in Eukaryota, Metazoa, Chordata, Actinopteri, Istiophoriformes, Xiphiidae. The record is from RefSeq and is a predicted model, not a curated record. The coding region runs from base 1 to 1035 and encodes 344 amino acids. Gene Ontology annotation, cellular component: membrane.
AUGGUGGUGAUGAAAAUGAAAUUCCCCUUUCAGAAAAGGGUGAAGCUAGCCCAGGGACUGUGGAUUCUCUCCUGGUGUGCCACAAUGGCUGGGGCUGUAACCUUCAGCCUGGGGUGCAUCCUUAAGUUGGAGCUCCGCCGGAGGGCAGAGGUGAUGGAUAACACAGACAUACAUGUUGUGCCCAAUACACUCAUGAUAGUUGGUCUGGCCUCCUUGGGUAUCAACUACUUUUCAUCAAAGAUCUGUCAGGAUGCCCUGGAUGCUGGGCGAUUUCCUCGCUGGAAGAACUUCUUGAAGCCCUACUUUGCUGUCUCGUGUUUCUUCACUGUCCUCAUGCUGCUAGCUGUCAUCAUGAGCUAUGCAAUGAAGGGCAGUCUGGAGUCUUCUCUGAAGGUUGGCUUGAGGAACGGCAUCCGCUUCUACAAGGACACAGACACCCCGGGCCGCUGCUUCCAGAAACAGAACAUUGAUCGCCUGCAGAUGCAGUUUCAGUGUUGUGGAAACAGUGACUACAGGGACUGGUUUGAGGUCCAGUGGAUCAGCAACCGCUACCUUGAUUUCAGCUCUAAGGAAGUGAAAGACCGCAUCAAGAGCAAUGUGGAUGGCCGUUACUUGGUAGAUGGUGUCCCAUUCAGCUGCUGCAACCCCAGCUCUCCACGGCCAUGCAUCCAGUAUCAACUCACCAACAACUCAGCUCACUACAACUACGAAUACCAGACAGAGGAGCUCAACAUCUACCUCCGAGGCUGCAGAGAGGCCCUGGUCAACUACUAUAUGGGUCUGAUGAACACCAUUGGGGGUGGAGUGCUGUCAAUCUUCCUUUUACAGGGUUCUGUGCUGGUAAGCUUGCGGUUCCUGCAGACCGCAAUGGAAGCAGUGGCAGGGAAGGAAAAUACCGAAAUCGAGACAGAAGGGUACCUGCUGGAAAAAAGCGUGAAAGACACCAUCAUGGAGUACAUCGACCCUGUGCUGAAGUUCCUCCUGCUUACAAACAAGGUGGAAGAGGGCACUCCUGCAGAAGGAGCGACCACCUAA